Fomitopsis serialis is the source of this 1664-nucleotide messenger RNA. RefSeq lists its product as uncharacterized. The coding region runs from base 236 to 1360 and encodes 374 amino acids. NCBI's taxonomy places the organism in Eukaryota, Fungi, Basidiomycota, Agaricomycetes, Polyporales, Fomitopsidaceae. The record is from RefSeq and is a predicted model, not a curated record. The transcript is spliced from 8 exons.
CGUUUACUGAGGCACAUAUUCUCGAGCGCGAUGGAGCUUGCAGAGUUCCAACGACAAAUAUGCCUCCCGAAUGUCCCAAAAUUCAGUGCUUCCCUCAUCUCAUUAGUGGACAAGCAUUCGGAAUCAGACAUAAAGUUAUUCGCCAUGAGUACCUUGACACACCUCGUCCCGUUGUUCCCGACGCUCCACCGGAGUCUCCAUCCAUCUCUCUCGUCGACCGCUCUGAGCUUUUUGAAUGGCUCAACACCAAGGCCGACGCCAGCUUCAUUGGUGGCGCUGCCUCGCACUCUACUCGGUACUGCCCGUGACCGGCGGGAAGGUGGGCGCAGCCAACGUCUGGCGCAAGUCACUCGACGACACCUUGGGGUAUGCAUGGAACGCACUCGCUGCUAUGCGUCGGACAUCUCAGCCGCAGCUCUUGGGCAGAUCACCCGCCUCUCACAGGAGAUCCAGUCACGGCCAUUCCGCUCAACCUGGACCGUCUGCGAGCGGCGGUGCGCAUACUGUGCGAUAUGCUGCACGCACCGGCCUCACGACCUGUGACUGUUCCUGUCGGUCCACUCGUGCAAUUCUGCUUAGCGAUGCUGAGGUGCACGCCGGAAGAGAAGGCUGUAGAAGGGCACGUAGACCCAUCAGUGCGGGCAAUGGAGCUGGCGGUCAUUCCCUCGAUCUGGGCUCAAGCAUGCGAACUGUGGAAAGUCUUUCAGCAAGCGCACAUCGACAUCUUUUGCCCUAUUUGCCUCAGCUUGUCUCGCACCUUGCAUUCCACAUUGAGCAACAGCGCACGCCAUCUGAACGCCUUGCUUUCCUGAAGGCAACUUAUGCAUUGCUUGCAGCGUGCCCUCAUUUACACGACACGAUCACAGCCUCGAGGCUGGCAAGAGCGAUUGCGCCGGCGUUGACAAUUUUACUCGCGACAAAGACUCAAGGGCAACAAGAUGCCGGUACGAAUGCUUCCAGGACAAAGAACCGGAAGGGCAAGAAGAGGGCGCGCGGGUAUGAGGGAGACGAGGUCUUCAAUGUGGCAGCAGACGUCAUUUGCACCAGCAAGACGGACGGCGACGUCCUCUUGGCCUCCAUCGAUGUCGUCAGGCUAGUACUCCGAAACCCACAGCUCCCUCCGGCAGUACACUCCCUCUGUGCCGGUUCUCUUGGGCAUCUACGUCUCCCUGCCCCAGAUCCAGCCUAUACUCGUAUCGCCGGAUCUCUCCUUGCAUGGGGCGAUAUACGAAAAGAUCCGCGUUGUAUGCAUCGAGCAAGCAUCAGGCACCAGCAACGUGUUGAGCAAGAGCCUCGGGCUUGUCGUCUCAAGCAUGUCCACCGGCCAGCACGAAUCAGACGGCGCGGGCAUAUUGCGUGACCUCGAUCUUCUCCUGCACCCACGGGUACCCCCUUUAGUGCGAUCGCUGCCCCACGUCGAGAUGUUGUCUCUGUUCCGCGAGGAGGAAGGCGAUGAAGAAAUGGAAAUGCGAAAGGCUCUGGGGUUGGCGACCGCGGAGGAAACCUUGUCCACGCUACCAUCGACCACGCGCGAUCUCACAACGCCACCGGAGCCGGUACGUCCCGCCUCCGUCGCAGCAAACUCAACCAUACCUGUGGAACGUACCGUACCUGUCAGCAACCAUGCCUCCCAAGGGCAACCCCCGAUGCCUAUUCGACAGCCC